This is a messenger RNA of Brassica oleracea var. oleracea, 740 nucleotides long. Its product is annotated as calmodulin-1-like. Gene Ontology annotation, molecular function: calcium ion binding; enzyme regulator activity. Bases 82 to 531 code for a protein of 149 amino acids. NCBI's taxonomy places the organism in Eukaryota, Viridiplantae, Streptophyta, Magnoliopsida, Brassicales, Brassicaceae. The transcript has 2 exons. The record is from RefSeq and is a predicted model, not a curated record.
UUGUGUCACAAAGGGACGACUCAGAAUCCCAAAUACAAGAAAAAUAAAAUAAAAAGCAAAGGGAGAAGAAAGCAGGAAGCUAUGGCGGAGCAGCUGACAGACGAGCAGAUAUCCGAAUUCAAGGAAGCCUUUGGCCUCUUCGACAAAGAUGGCGAUGGUUGCAUUACUACCAAAGAGCUGGGAACAGUUAUGCGUUCUCUAGGACAAAACCCAACCGAGGCUGAGCUUCAGGACAUGAUCAACGAGGUUGACGCCGAUGGAAACGGAACCAUCGACUUUCCCGAGUUCCUGAACCUGAUGGCUAAGAAGAUGAAGGACACUGACUCAGAGGAAGAGCUGAAAGAAGCAUUCAGGGUUUUCGACAAAGACCAGAACGGUUUCAUCUCCGCUGCUGAGCUUCGCCAUGUUAUGACCAAUCUCGGUGAGAAGCUGACUGAUGAGGAAGUUGAAGAGAUGGUCCUUGAGGCUGAUGUUGAUGGAGAUGGUCAGAUAAACUAUGAAGAGUUUGUCAAGAUUAUGAUGGCUAAGUGAUGGAUGAUGAUGACCUUUUUUCUAAUGCCUCUUAAGACAUUUGCAUGAUUGGUUUAGAUAUUGGGUAUAAUAAAUAGACAGAGAUUUGAGGCAGAACAAUAUUUGCUCUUUGGUUUAUGAUUUCAUGGUAUGGAAAACAAUUAUAUUGGUUUGAGAAGCUAAACUGCGUGUUCAGUAAAGGGAAGGAAGCGUAAGCAAAUGUUUUUCUA